Cutaneotrichosporon cavernicola is the source of this 2082-nucleotide messenger RNA. RefSeq lists its product as uncharacterized. The coding region runs from base 1 to 2082 and encodes 693 amino acids. Gene Ontology annotation, biological process: pentose-phosphate shunt. Gene Ontology annotation, cellular component: cytosol; nucleus. The record is from RefSeq and is a predicted model, not a curated record. Lineage: Eukaryota; Fungi; Basidiomycota; Tremellomycetes; Trichosporonales; Trichosporonaceae. Gene Ontology annotation, molecular function: transketolase activity. The transcript has 6 exons.
AUGGCUAUCCAGUUCACCGACGCUGACCAGGUUGCCGUCAACACCAUCCGUACCCUUGCGGCGGAUGUUGUGGCCAAGGCCAACUCCGGUCACCCCGGUGCCCCCAUGGGCAUGGCUCCCGUCGCCCACGUCCUCUUCAGCAAGUUCCUCAACUUCAACCCCAAGGACUCGAAGUGGGCCAACCGUGAUCGCUUCGUUCUCUCCAACGGUCACGCCUGCGCGCUCCAGUACAUCAUCCUCCACCUCGCGGGCUACAAGGUCUCGAUGGACGACCUGAAGAACUUCCGUCAGAUCGACUCCAACACUCCCGGCCACCCCGAGAACCACCACACUGAUGGCAUCGAGGUCACUACCGGCCCUCUUGGUCAGGGUAUCUCGAACGCCGUUGGUCUUGCCAUCGCGCAGGCUCACAUGGGCGCCACCUUCAACAAGGACGGCUUUCCCAUCUUCACCAACAAGACUUACUGCUUCCUGGGUGACGGCUGCCUCCAGGAGGGUGUCUCGUCCGAGGCCUCGUCGCUUGCCGGUCACCUGCAGCUCGGCAACCUGAUCGCCAUCUACGAUGACAACAAGAUCACCAUCGACGGCAGCACCGACGUCUCGUUCACCGAGGACGUUGAGGCCCGCUACCGCUCGUACGGCUGGGAGGUUAUCCACGUCACGAGCGGUGACGCUGACCUCACCGCCAUUGCCGGUGCCAUUGCCGAGGCUCGUGACAACAACACUAAGCCCACCAUGAUCGUCCUCCGCACCACCAUCGGUUACGGCUCGCUCAAGGAGGGUGGCCACGACGUCCACGGUUCUCCUCUCAAGGCCGACGAUAUCAAGCAGCUCAAGGUCAAGUUCGGCUUCGACCCCGAGAAGACCUUUGUCGUCCCCGAGGAGGUCUACGACCUUUACCACAAGGCCGGCGCGGCUGGUGCCCAGAAGGAGGCCGAGUGGAAGCAGAACCUCGAUGCCUACAAGGGCAAGUACGCCACCGAGCACUCGGAGAUCAUUCGUCGCUUCGAGGGCCGCCUCCCCGAGGGCUGGGAGAAGCAUCUUCCCACCUUCAAGGCCGGUGACGCUGCAGUUGCUUCGCGUAAGCUCUCGGAAAACGUCCUCAACGCCAUCGCUCCCCACAUCCCCGAGCUCGUUGGUGGCUCGGCUGACCUUACCGGUUCCAACCUCACCCGCUGGAAGGGCGCCGUCGACUUCCAGCCUCCUUCGACUGGCCUCGGCGACUACGCGGGACGCUACUUCCGCUUCGGUGUCCGUGAGCACGGCAUGACUGCCGUCUGCAACGGUAUCGCCGCUUACGGUGGUCUCAUCCCCUUCGGCGCCACCUUCCUCAACUUCGUCUCGUACGCUGCCGGUGCCGUCCGCCUCACGGCGCUCUCGAACCUCCGCGUCCUCAACAUUGCCACCCACGACUCGAUCGGUCUCGGCGAGGACGGCCCCACUCACCAGCCGGUCGAGACCGCCGCCUGGCUCCGUGCUACCCCGAACAUGAUGUUCUGGCGCCCUGCCGACGGUAACGAGACUUCGGCUGCCUACGCCGUCGCGCUUACCUCGGCCGAGACUCCCUCGACCCUUGCGCUCUCGCGCCAGAACCUGCCCCAGCUUGAGGGCUCGACCCUCGAGAAGGCCUCGAAGGGUGGCUACGUCCUCCAGGAGGCUGAGAACGCCGACAUCACCCUCGUCUCGACCGGCUCCGAGGUGUGCAUUGUCGUCGACGCCGCCAAGCAGCUCCGCGAGCAGGGCCUCAAGGUCCGCAUCUCGUCGCUUCCCUGCUUCGAGGUCUUCAACCAGCAGUCGAAGGAGUACCGUCUUUCGGUCCUUCCCAACGGCGCUCCCAUCAUGUCGGUUGAGGCCUACUCGACCUUCGGCUGGAACGAGUACGCCCACGAGACCUUCGGCCUCAAGGGCUGGGGUGCUUCGGGCCCCUACCUCAAGGUCUAUGAGAAGUUCGACCUCACCCCCAACGGUGUCGCCUCGCGCGCCGCCAAGGUCGUCGAGUUUUACAAGAAGCGCGGCGACAAGGUCUGGUCGCCCGUCGACAAGGCGAUCGACUACGACACCAUGCUCUCCACCGCCCAUUAA